AUGAAAGGUUUAACGCCGAAAGAAAUCAAAGCCGAGUUGGAUAAUGUUCAUAGCACAUCUGCACCAGCGUUUGCAACUGUAUACAAUUGGGUGAAUGAAUUUAAAUGUGGUCGUACAUCCACAUGUGAUGCACCUCGUUCAGGACGUCCAAUUGAGGCUGCUACGCCAGAAAUCAUCGAUAAAGUCCACGAUAUUGUUUUGACUGAUCAACGAGUGAAAGUGCGCGAGCUUGUUGAGGCCACAGGCAUAUCACAUAACACAGUGAUUUCAAUUUUGCACGAACAGUUGAAUAUGAAAAAGCUAUUGGUAAAAUGGGUGCCGCGUUUGCUCACUGUGGACCAUAAACGCGACCUUCACAUGUGCCCGGCAUUGAUGGCCAAAUUCAACGAAUUCUGCUACGAAUUGCUUCCCCAUCUAGCAUAUUCGCCAAAUUUAGCCCCCUGCGACAAUUUUCUGUUUCCAAACCUGAAGAAAUGGUUCGGAGGAAAGAGAUUCACCAUCAGAGAACAGCUCAUCGCCGAAAGAGGCUUAUUUUGA
Messenger RNA from Cyphomyrmex costatus, 537 nucleotides. RefSeq lists its product as uncharacterized. NCBI's taxonomy places the organism in Eukaryota, Metazoa, Arthropoda, Insecta, Hymenoptera, Formicidae. Bases 1 to 537 code for a protein of 178 amino acids. Gene Ontology annotation, molecular function: nucleic acid binding. The record is from RefSeq and is a predicted model, not a curated record. The transcript has 2 exons.